Mytilinidion resinicola is the source of this 1860-nucleotide messenger RNA. RefSeq names its product gamma-glutamyltranspeptidase. Gene Ontology annotation, biological process: glutathione catabolic process. The record is from RefSeq and is a predicted model, not a curated record. Gene Ontology annotation, molecular function: glutathione gamma-glutamate hydrolase. Gene Ontology annotation, cellular component: plasma membrane. Bases 1 to 1659 code for a protein of 552 amino acids. The transcript has 10 exons. NCBI's taxonomy places the organism in Eukaryota, Fungi, Ascomycota, Dothideomycetes, Mytilinidiales, Mytilinidiaceae.
AUGGAUUUGUUGCUCUUCACUUUGGUAGGGCUGCUUUCGCUCCGUGUCAAGUGUCAACACCAUGGCACCAGAGCUGGGGCUGUCACUUCCGAAGUCGACGUCUGCAGCAAAAUCGGGAUCCGCCUGCUCAAAGAGGGAGGAAAUGCUGCUGAUGCUGCAAUCGGGACUACUCUUUGUGUUGGCGUUAUUGCAAUGUACCACAGCGGAAUUGGCGGUGGUGGGUUUAUGAACAUCCGAUCGCCAACCGGGGUUUAUGAAAUAGUAGAUUUCCGUGAGACUGCUCCUGCUGCGGCCUAUCAAGACAUGUACAGCAAUAACACAGACGCCAGUCUCUAUGGGGGUCUUGCCGUUGGUGUGCCUGGCGAACUGAGAGCUCUCGAACACCUUCACAAACGUUAUGGCUCUCUAGCUUGGUAUGAUCUUUUCGCACCAUCAAUAAAGCUUGCGCGCGAAGGAUUCGUCAUUUCCGCGGACUUUUUCCUCUACAUGACUACGGUCACCCCUUCGAAUUCGUUCUUGAGCACAGAUCCGGCGUGGGCAUUGGACUUUGCACCUAAUGGUACUCUCCUCGGUGUUGGAGACAAGAUAUCGAGAAAAAGAUAUGCCGAUACCCUGGAAACCGUUGCUCUCAAAGGACCGAAUGCCUUUUAUACAGGCGCCAUCGCACGCACGACUAUCGAUGCUAUAAGAAACGCCCGUGGAAUAAUGACACUCAAAGAUCUAGCCAGUUUCAAUGUUACCCUACGAAAGCCGGUUGAGAUAGAGUAUAAAGGGUACACGCUCAGAUCUGUUCCUGCACCUGCCAGUGGAGCUGUAGUUCUUCAAACCUUCAAGGUUUUAGAAGGCUAUAGUAACGUCGGCUUGAACCAGUCUACCCAUAGACUAGAUGAAGCAAUCCGAUUCGGAUACGGGGAGCGCACUCUGUUAGGUGAUCCUGCCUUCAUUGACGGUGUCGACGCUUAUCAAAUAUCCAUGCUGGCUCCAGAAACCGCUGCAGAGGUCCGAGCCAAAAUCUCAGACUUUCACACUCUCAAUGUUAGCGCGUAUGACCCGGCUCUGAUUGACAGCUUAAAUACACCGGGAACAUCCCAGAUCACCGCCGCUGACUCUUCUGGGCUCGUCAUAUCGCUGACAACGACCAUCAAUACCCUCUUUGGAUCUCAGUUGAUAGUACCCGAGACUGGCAUUAUACUCAACAAUGAAAUGAACGACUUUAGUACACCCGGAGUCUCAGACGUCAAAGGCUACCUACCGCAACCUUCGAACUACAUCAGACCAGGCAAAAAGCCUCUCAGUUCAAUGAGCCCAACCAUCGUCGAGCAUGGCAACGGUACUUUCUACGUUGCGCUGGGGGCGGGAGGGGGCUCACGCAUCAUCACCACGAACAUCCAGACACUAUGGCAUAUUCUCGACCAUAAUAUGACGGGUUCUAUAGCACUGUCUCAGCCUCGCUUCCAUGAUCAGCUAGUGCCGAAUGUCAUGUCGUUCGAGUAUGCCUUCAACAAUUCGACGGUAGCUUACUUGGAGUCUCUUGGCCAUAAUGUCUCAUGGGUUCCGCUAGGACAGUCAUAUGGUCAAGCCAUUAGAAGGCUGCAGAAUGGGAGCUUCGAGGCCGCGAGUGAGCCGCGUUUGGCCAAUGCUGGUGGAUAUGUCACCUAGCUGGCUAGUAACUAUGUCCUCGUUACUUGAAGUUGCAUUGAGAUGGUAUGGGGAUGACCUACAUGCUUGUAAAGUUGCUCAAGAAAACAGAAGGGCGCAGCUAGGAGCGGUGGCGGUAAUGAGUAGCUAGGAAAAGGAAAAGAGACUUUGACGGCGCAUGUUCCAGCUCUGUUGAGGAUUGAAGAGCAUAGUUCUAUGGUA